AUGAGGAUGAUGUGCACCUUUGCCAAAGUUCCUUGGGAGGAUGUCAAGUACUCAGUCAAACAAAAAGCCAAGGGCAGCUGGAUUGCCCCGGAGUGGGAGCUAGACCAGAGACCGCAGCUGCGACAGCAAAAUCCGCUGGUGCAGCUUCCUUAUGUCAUCAACCAUUCAACUGGUGAGGUGAUUGCCCAAUCAAGCGCUGUUUACCUUUAUCUGGGCCGGAUUCUGGGGCUUGGCGGCGCCACUCACCAGGAACAGAUGGCCAACGAGCAGGUGCUGUUCUACUUGUACGGGAUGUGGAUGGAGAUUCGAGAUCUGGUCUAUCCCUCCUACACCAGCAGGACAGAAGAGAGUUUUCGAUCUUCGCUGGACAAUCAUUUCUCAGGUGUGUCCGCCCACUACGAAAAGCUGGAAGCGUGGCUGAGGCGAAAGGAUACUCCUUUCUUUGCCAGCUCAAGGCCGUGCACAGCUGAUUUUCAUGUCUGGGAGAUGUUGGACCAACAGGAGUGCAUGGCUCGUGCCUACGGCUUCGCAUCUCCACUUGGGGAUAGUGCUUGCUUGAAGGCUUUUUAUCAGCGCUUUCGAGAGCUUCCCGAGUUGGAACCGUACUUCGCCAGCGGAGACUACUCGUUGCCAAUGAACAACAAGAUGGCCUUUUACAAAUGCACGGACCAUAUACUGGAGACUAGAAAGCUGCCCAAGCUCUUCGCCAGUCUCCGCGAGACGCUGAGAAAGAAGUACACGACCUCGAAAAUCAUUCAAAGUGGUAGCCAGAUGGAAAUGAUCGCCUUGUCCUGGCUCGCGCAGCUGUUAGAUCCUUUGCGUGGCGCUUCUUCGGCGCCCGUGCCGACCACCCAGUUGGUUGGAGACAUGCCCGACGGCGACGGGGCGGAAGCUCAGGAGGAGAAGAAGGCCGAAGUCGUCAAAGACGAGAAGAUGGGCCAAGUGAAAGACGAGGAUCUCGACUGGAUUUGGAUCGGUGGCGCAGAGGACGCGCGAGACCGGGAAGCUCUCGAGCGCGCCAACAUCCGGUAUGUCCUAAACUGCACACCGCCGCGUUCGGAUGGCGGCGUGGCGAACGUGUACGAGAAGGAUCCAAAGUUCGAGUAUUGCCGUGUCUCGAUGGGCGACAAUGCCACAGAGACCCUGCAGUCUCGAUUCGAGGCAAGCUGGACCUUCUUGGAAAAGGCCCGAAUUCGCGAGGAUGGCUCCGUCUUGAUUCACUGCCAGCAGGGUGUCUCGCGCAGUGUGUCUAUGGCAAUGUCCUACAUGAUGAAAUACUACAGGAUAUUGGGUUCAAAUCAGCUUUUUUGUAGACAUCGUUGCGGCUGUUUCUGGAGUGAACACGCGUCUGUUUUUCCUGGCAGUGCCUCAAGUGCAUGUCAUGCUGGGCAGUGUGUGGCUCAGGCUGGCCACGCAGUAGCUUCGAAUCCUCUUUUAUGA
Messenger RNA from Symbiodinium sp. CCMP2456, 1440 nucleotides. Lineage: Eukaryota; Dinophyceae; Suessiales; Symbiodiniaceae. The record is from the annotation of a GenBank genome assembly.